AUGGUGCGUGUGUUGCUCUGCUGGACGCUGCUUGGAGUGUUGGUGAGCGGUCAGAUCAGUGAUCUUCGUUAUACAGAGACAAGCAAUGAUAAUCUGGCGGAGGCGAUCCAGUUUCUCCGCGAGUUUGAUCGUGAAGCGGCCGAAAUGUGUAACCGUGUGGCGAACGCUGAAUGGCGCUACUCAACCAACGGCACGGAAUACAACAAGCGUCGUAUGCGCGAACAGCAAAACCUGGCGUCGAAGCUGGAAUGCAUCAGCUGGCGCAGGGCAGUGUCGUUCGAUUCGUCACGCAUCGUCGACACCAGCAUACGGCGGCAGCUCGGUCGGAUCGUGCAGCAGGGCAGGUGCGGUUUGGGCGAUGGCAAAUAUGCGGAGCUGCAGCACGUGCUGAUGCUGCUGAAGGACAACUACAACGGUGCGAAGGUGUGCCCUUUUCGACGAGUCGCUGCCGAAACUCACGAUUUGGGGACCUUUUCGUCCGCGGGCAGUGGUUAUCCGAGCUCGAACUAUGUGUCGACCUACGCGGGAUAUUGCGAUCUGAAGAUUAGCCCGGAUUUGACGCGCAUCAUGGAGACGAGCCGAUCGGAACCGGAGCUCCGCUACUAUUGGGUGGCGUGGCGUGAAAAGACGGGACCUCCGGUGAAAAAUACCUUCAUGCGCUACUUGAACCUUGCGAACCAGGCAGCGGAGCAGCACGGUUUCCACGAUGCGGGCGAACAGAUGCGUUCCGUGUACGAGGAUGGGAACUUUUUCUUCACCGUCAACGAUCUUUGGGGCGAAUUGCAACCGCUGUACAAGCAGCUGUUCACCUACGUACGGCGGGGGCUGAUUCGGCAGUAUGGUGAACACGUGAUCAGACGGGAUGGUCCACUGCCGGCCCAUCUGCUCGGCAAUAUGUGGGCCCAGAACUGGCGCCAUAUUCUCGACCUCAUCAGGCCCGGUCCACCCGAAACGCCCGACGUGUCCGGCGAGAUGGUACGGCAAGGUUACACACCGAUGAAAAUCUUUCAAACCGCCGAGGAAUUCUUCACCUCCAUCGGGCUGUCACCGAUGGCGCCGGAAUUCUGGCGCAACUCCGUGCUGCAGAAGUCGACGGCCGAUACUGGCCAGCAGUGCAGUGCGUCCGCUUGGGACUUUUGCAACAAGGUGGACUUUCGCAUCAAACAGUGCACGCAGGUUACACUGGACGAUUUUAUCGGCACGCAUCACGAGAUGACCCACAUCCAGUACUACAUGCAGUACGCGAGUCAACCGUUCCUGUACCGGGAAGGGCCGAAUCCUGCCUUCCACGAAGCUCUGGCCAAUGCGAUAACGCUGAGCGUUGGUGGUCCAGCACAUUUGCAAAAGAUCGGACUGCUGAACAGUCCGGUGACGGUGACGAACGGGAACACGAUGGUCAACAUUGAAUAUCUGCUCAACUUGGCGCUGGAUAAACUUCCGUUCAUGGCAUUCAGUUUGGCGCUGGAAAAGUGGCGUUGGUACGUCUUCGAGAAGGGUCCAGUGGGGAUGAAUGCACGCUGGUGGGAGUUACGGUUACGCUACCAGGGAAUCAUACCACCAACUGGCCGGGGAUUCGAACAUUUCGAUGCCGGUGCCAAGUACCACGUGAUAUCGGACCAGGAUUACAUCAAAUAUUUCGUCGCCACAGUGCUACAGUUUCAGAUUUAUUCCGAACUGUGCCAGGCGGCACAACAUUACGGUCCUCUCCAUACCUGCGACAUCUAUCGAUCGCGCGAAGCUGGUCGAAUUUUAAGUGAUGUCAUGCAACAAGGAGCAUCUCUAUCUUCCGCACAACUGAUUAAGUUGCUAACACGCGGUAAAUCAUCGCGCCUAACUGUUGAACCACUGUUGGAGUUUUUCCGACCACUCGAAGCAUGGCUUGAGGGGCAAAAUCGUGAUGAACAGAUCAUUGGCUGGGCCUCGUCGAUGGAGGACGUUGCGCUGUUUCAGCCAUUGCUGGGAAGGAACGGACAGGCUGUAAAAACAGCAAACUUCAGAUUAACGAUCGCGCUGGGAGUUAUGGUUUGGGGGUUUGUUUUACAUAUUAGUAUGAUUACGUAA
Messenger RNA from Anopheles marshallii, 2061 nucleotides. Its product is annotated as angiotensin-converting enzyme-like. Gene Ontology annotation, biological process: proteolysis. Gene Ontology annotation, cellular component: plasma membrane. The coding region runs from base 1 to 2061 and encodes 686 amino acids. The transcript is spliced from 5 exons. Lineage: Eukaryota; Metazoa; Arthropoda; Insecta; Diptera; Culicidae. The record is from RefSeq and is a predicted model, not a curated record. Gene Ontology annotation, molecular function: metallopeptidase activity; peptidyl-dipeptidase activity.